AUGCUCUACACACACGCAACCAUCAUCACCGUAGACCCUUCCCGACGGAUUAUCGAGGAUGGGGCCAUCCACGUCGCGGACGACCUGAUCGUCGACCUGGGUAAGACGGACAUCCUCCGAGCCAAGUAUCUCAUCCCCGGCCUCAUCUCCACACAUAUGCAUACAGCCCAGACGCUGCUCCGGGGCACAGCCGAUGACCUGGAAUUGGUGUCGUGGCUCUGCGAGCGGAUCUGGGUGCUGCAGGGGAACUUUACGGCGGAAGACGGCUAUGCCGCGGCGCGGUUGAGUAUCGGGGAGAUGUUGAAGUCGGGGACGACGUGUUUCUUGGAGAGCAUGUUCGCCGAUCGGUACGGAUUCGAUGGCCUGUGUCGUGCCGUCGAGGAGAGCGGAAUCCGCGGUUGCCUCGGCAAAAUCGUCAUGGAUAUCGCGCGGUACGCACAAGACGAUGCAUGGGCGAUGCACCCCGGCCUCGUGGAAGACCGGCAGACGUCUCUACUGGGCACGCUGAAGAUGUGGGAGAAGUGGAACGGCAAGGCAAAUGACCGCAUCCGCGUGUGUGUCUCCGACAGUCUGUACCGCGAGAUGACCGCCCUGUCCCGGCAGAAGAACAUCCCCAUCACGAUGCACUGCGCCGAGGUCCGCGCCGACCGCGACUUCUUCGCCUCGGUCAAGCACAGCCCUAUGUCCUACUGCGCCUCCGUCGGGCUGCUCUCCCCGUCAACCGUCCUGGUGCACAUGGUCCACCUGGAUGACGCGGAUAUUGCCACGCUGUCGCGUCCGGCACCCACGUCGCGCACUGCCCGACCUCCAACGCCAAGCUGGCGUCGGGGAUCUGCCGCGUGCCGGACCUGCAACGGGCGGGCGUCAAUAUCGGCCUCGGCACGGACGGCGCCCCCUGCAACAACACGUGAGAUGAAACUGGCGGGCAUCAUCCACAAGAGCGUCUCGUACGAUCCGACGGCGGUGCCGGCGGAGAACGUGCUGGAGAUGGCGACCAUCAACGGCGCGCGCGCGCUGGGCCUAGACGACCGCAUUGGCAGUCUGGAGGUGGGCAAAAAGGCGGAUUUUGUGGCGAUUGAUACGCGCAGGAUCCACCUCCAGCCGUGGUUCAACCCGAUCAGCGCGGUGGUCUACACGGCGACGGGCAGGGACGUCGAUUUCGUGGUCGUGGAUGGGCGCAUGCUGGUUCGGAACGGGGAGCUGUUGACCAUGGACGAGGCAGAGAUCGUGCGCGAGGCACAGCAACGUAGUCGGGAGGUGGUGGCUCGGGCUGGCUUGACGGGGCGUGUGCAGGCUGGCUGGCCGGUGGAGUAG
This is a messenger RNA of Aspergillus viridinutans, 1314 nucleotides long. Its product is annotated as amidohydrolase. Gene Ontology annotation, molecular function: hydrolase activity, acting on carbon-nitrogen (but not peptide) bonds. NCBI's taxonomy places the organism in Eukaryota, Fungi, Ascomycota, Eurotiomycetes, Eurotiales, Aspergillaceae. Bases 1 to 1314 code for a protein of 437 amino acids. The record is from RefSeq and is a predicted model, not a curated record. The transcript has 4 exons.